Molecule: messenger RNA, 351 nt
Organism: Ostertagia ostertagi
Lineage: Eukaryota; Metazoa; Nematoda; Chromadorea; Rhabditida; Trichostrongylidae
Source: the annotation of a GenBank genome assembly
AUGGUUGAAUCACCUCCGCAAAUUCUUCGACUCUCAGUUGGCAGAGUUAGCGAGACGUUUGAAGUGGAUUUGUCGAAGUCAGCCGAUCUUCACCUAACUACGCAGUUUCCACUCGUGAACACCACAGAAAUGUUCACUUUGAAAAUAUUACAAAAGAAUCUCUUCCGGCCGGAUGCGCUGCUAUUUAAUGAAGCUACUGUGUCACUUAAUGAAUUACUCAGGGAAUCAGCAGUACAUCGUGGGCCAAUAAUCAAAGCAAUGCACUUAAGAAAAGAUAUCAGAGACAAAGCCAAGCCAGUCGAGAGCGUGGCUGUGAAGUUUGUCGCUCAGCUUUUCGACGCAAAUAUGUGA